GAGAUGUCUGCCCAGAGGUUAGUUUCUAACAGGACAUCCCAUCAAUCUGCAUCUAAUUCUGAUUACACCUGGGAAUAUGAGUAUUAUGAGAUUGGACCAGUUUCCUUUGAAGGACUGAAGGCUCACAAAUAUUCCAUUGUGAUUGGAUUUUGGGUUGGUCUCGUGGUCUUUGUGAUUUUCAUGUUUUUUGUGCUGACUCUGCUGACCAAGACAGGAGCCCCACACCAAGACAAUGCAGAGUCUUCGGAGAAAAGAUUCAGAAUGAACAGCUUUGUGUCAGACUUUGGAAGACCACUGGAACCAGAUAAGAUCUUUUCUCGACAGGGCAAUGAGGAAUCCAGGUCCCUCUUUCACUGCUACAUCAAUGAAGUGGACCACUUGGACAAGGCCAAAGGUGGUCUCCAGACCACAGCCCUCGACAGUGAAGUUCAACUCCAGGAAGCCAUCAGAUGCAGUGGGCAGCCAGAGGAGGAGCUGAACAGGCUCAUGAAAUUUGACAUCCCCAACUUCGUCCACACGGACCAGAACUCCUUUGGGGAAGAUGAUCUCCUGAUUUCAGAACCGCCUAUUGUUCUAGAAAAUAAGCCAGUUGCCCAGACCUCACACAAAGACUUGGAUUGA
Messenger RNA from Physeter macrocephalus (sperm whale), 621 nucleotides. It is a transcript of the gene MRAP2, whose product is annotated as melanocortin 2 receptor accessory protein 2. Gene Ontology annotation, molecular function: corticotropin hormone receptor binding; type 3 melanocortin receptor binding; type 4 melanocortin receptor binding. Lineage: Eukaryota; Metazoa; Chordata; Mammalia; Artiodactyla; Physeteridae. Gene Ontology annotation, biological process: regulation of adenylate cyclase-activating G protein-coupled receptor signaling pathway; protein localization to plasma membrane. Gene Ontology annotation, cellular component: endoplasmic reticulum; plasma membrane. The transcript has 3 exons. The record is from RefSeq and is a predicted model, not a curated record. The coding region runs from base 4 to 621 and encodes 205 amino acids.